Molecule: messenger RNA, 2967 nt
Organism: Boleophthalmus pectinirostris (great blue-spotted mudskipper)
Lineage: Eukaryota; Metazoa; Chordata; Actinopteri; Gobiiformes; Gobiidae
Product: TRPM8 channel-associated factor homolog
Source: RefSeq, a predicted model, not a curated record
GUUUGAGUCUGAAUUAAAAGGACAUUUAUUAGUGCAGACUUGUGAUGUGAGGAGGAGCCUGUGUGAGCGAUCAUGCAGUGAACCACCCACCUCUGUGACCCUCCAGUUUAGCUGCUUGUAGUACACACUAUCAUUCAGUCACUAUGCCUUCCUCACAUUCACAAUCCAAUCUGGAAAAUGCCUACGUCUCCAUAAUGAGAGGAAUUAAACAGCUGGAUCUCCGUGGUUCCAAUGUCCCAUGUGACCUGGUUUUAACUGGAGAUGACGCAUUUCCAUUGGCGAUGAACAGUCACGGUCAAGUAGUUCUAGCGGCUUCUAUGUACGGUUCUGGUCGCAUUGUUGUUCUAGGGCAUGAAGGUUUUUUGGGUACGCAGCCAGCUUUGGUUGAGAACACUAUAAAUUGGCUGAACCAGGGGAAAUCGCAGCCUGUUGGUGUUCAUGUGUAUUCCAAACACGUUGCAGAAAAGCUCCAUUCUAAAUUCCAGUUUAAAGUCAUGAAUGAUUUUAGCAGUGGUCAAGGCAUUGGGGUGUAUGUAACUGAUGCAUACAAUGUAGAGGGGAAAGCCAAAGACAUUAUAGAGUUUAUGAAAUGUGGAGGAGGGGUGCUGAUCGGGGGGCAGAGCUGGUCAUGGGCAUCGCAACACCCCAAAGACAAUACGCUGCUGCAGUUUUCGGGGAAUAAAGUGUCCGGAGUGACUGGAGUCUACUUCUCCAAACACAAAGCAGACGCAGAGAUCAUCCCGGUCUAUCCCCAAAUCCCUGCCUCCUGGAUGUCUGUUGUAGUUGGGAGAGAUUUUGAGGACGACCUGGACUUCUUGCUCCAGGGCGUCUCAGAGUUUGACCUGAUGAAUGGCGUGGUGGCGUCUGAGAUUCUGAUCCAUGGAUCUCUGGCUUUCCCCAUUGGGACCACCCCAGACGGACGAGCUUUUCUGGCCGGAGCCUACUACGGACAGGGGAGAGUGGUGGUGAUCUCACAUGAAGGACUGAUGAAAAGAGAGACUCUUGCCCCCUUCUUCACUAAUGCCCUGCACUGGCUGGACGAGGGCAGGCAGGGCGUCAUCGGGGUUGUGCCAGGGCUGAACCAGGCCUACGAAGUCUUCAAGAAAUUUGGCCUUAACUGUGAGAAGACUACGCUUCGUAAGGACCUGAGCGUGUAUGUGUGCACGGCCUACAAGGAAGACGAGAUACAGCAGAUCCAUGAGUUUGUGGCUGAGGGAGGAGGCCUGCUACUGGGAGGACACUCAUGGCACUGGGCCCUAACUCACAAAGACAAGAAUUAUAUGACUGAGUUUGCAGGAAACAAGAUCUUGAACAAAAUGGGCAUGACUCUGUUGGAGAAGUACAUUACAGACGGGGCCUAUAAGCCUCCAGUUCCCAGCCAGGCCAUCAAAAACACGUACCACUUCAGACACAUCCUGCAUAAGUUCGCUGGUCAUGUGACUAAAGGCGAGCAGCUGGCUAAACACGAAGAAGAGUGGCUGAAAAAACUGAGCCAAGAUUGCACCACCUACCUGCGACUGGAUUCAAGCAACAACAACUACAAGCAGAUCCUCAGCACCUUCACAGAGUUGAUAAAGAAAUGUGGAAUGCCAGAGGCAUGUCAGAGCUGCCCUGUGAAAACUCCCAGAGACAAGUUUCUGUUGCAUGUUGGGACAGAGGUGUAUAAGGUCUACCCAAACAAAGAAGAACUCCUGCCCUAUCUCAUCAAAAACAAUCCCAUGCUACCGGUCGUUUACAACUACAGGGUCAACAUAAGCGUAGACACUGCAGGUGGAGCAGAGUGGGUGAGCACGGGCCUGUAUCUGUCUCCUGGGAUGAAAACCUACAUAUCCAUACCAACAAGCAUCGUCAACAAGGGCUGGAAUGUGCAGAUUGGAUGCCAGACAGACAGUCUUGUGAAUGCCGCAGUGUUGAAGAGGGCUCCAUGUGUCUGUGAGAGGUUCCCAGUCACUUCAGAGAUGAUGCAGGUGCACAACCUUUGGGGGGGGCUCAUUUACCUGGUGGCUCCACCUAAAACUCAGGUGCAAGGAGCGGAGGUCGUAGUUCAAAUGGCUGUACCUGCUCCAUACUAUAAAUCAGGAGUGACGUCUCUGUUGGACUGGCAGCUGCUCCGUACGGCGCCCUCUCCCUGGGCAGAGCUGGAGUUUGAGAACAUCAUCCUGGCUGUGCCCUCUGAGGUGGUGCGGAACCUGGAGCGUCCUGAUGAGUUGGCAGCUCUCUGGGACAGGAUCAUGAGGGGCAUUGCAGACCUGGCUGCUAUCCCACCCAAGUUUAAAAGGAAGGAGCGGUUUGUCUGUGAUGUGCAGAUCUCACAUGGCUGGAUGCAUGCAGGCUACCCCAUCAUGACUUUCAGCGAACCAGCUAAAAACAUCGUCAAUGCUCAACUUAUAAAAAACAAACCUAUUUGGGGCUUCAUCCACGAACUGGGCCACAACCAGCAGAGAGGAUGCUGGGAAUUCCCUCCUCACACGACCGAGUGCACAUGCAACCUGUGGUCUCUGUAUGUGCACGAGACUGUGCUAGGAUUCCCAAGAGAAGAGUGUGAGCCAUCCAUGCGGCUGGAGAAGCGUCGCAAUCGAAUAAAGGAGUAUGUGAAAGGCGGUCGAGACCUGGCGAAGUGGAACACUUUUGUGGCUUUGGAGACUUAUCUUCAGCUCCAAGAGAAGUUUGGCUGGGACUCCAUUAAAAAGGUAUUCGCUGCCUACCACACAAUGACCAAUGUGCCCAAGAACAACAAAGACAAGAUGAACCUGUACUGUGUGACCUUCUCUGAGACUGUGAGCAAGAAUCUGAGCAGGUUUUUCAAGGCCUGGGGUUGGCCAAUAGAGGACGCCACUGAGCAGAAACUCUCCAGGUUGCCAGCCUGGACUGACCACCCCAUGACCCAGUACAAGUGAUACUGGUUGAAAUCUGUGUAAAACUGGUGUUGGGUUUGAAGUCUACAAACAAAUUUCACAUGAAGGAUAA